AUGGUGGAUCUGCUUAGUGAUCUCGGCUUUGUUGACAGCAAAAAGGCGGCUCGUGAUUUGAUGAAUAAUUUGGUGUCGUCUACUGAUGACUUGAACAAAGUUGCCGAUAACAUCAAGAGACGCGUUGAAGACCAGCAACGCGAAGAUGCCUAUUCCAAGGCUGAUGAGUGUGUCAUGGCCGACAAGAAGCCGGGAGAGCAUCUUGCUCAGCUUCUCAACGACUAUGGUUUCGUUGUCGAUGAAGAUAGUGCCAACAAGCUUGUUGCUGCUCUGGAAGCUACUGAUCAGGACUUGAAUAGAAUUCUCUUCCACUUCAUUCACGGUCCUUCUAAGCCCGUCAACGACAAGCCGUUGCCGACUCCCGAGGAGAGACAAGCUAUGGAUGAUGCUGCUGCUAUGAGAGGUGUGAAAGAGGAAGUGAAGGAGUAUGAGCAGAAGCAGAAGAAGGCUGGUAAGAAGUUGCAGGCAGCAGAACCUCGAUGGGGUUGGGCUGGUCCUAAACACCCUCGUGAUCCCAAGGCUGAUAAGAUUGAUCUACUGGGUUGA
Messenger RNA from Perkinsus marinus ATCC 50983, 546 nucleotides. RefSeq lists its product as hypothetical. Bases 1 to 546 code for a protein of 181 amino acids. The transcript has a single exon. The record is from RefSeq and is a predicted model, not a curated record. NCBI's taxonomy places the organism in Eukaryota, Perkinsozoa, Perkinsida, Perkinsidae.